GUAUCUUUUUACUCUUCAAAUAAAGAAGGAUUUGGCUCUAGGACGACUUCCAUGCAGUGACAACUGUACAGCGUUGAUGGUAUCUCACAUCUUACAAUCGGAACUGGGAGACUUUCAUGAAGAAACAGAUAGGAAACAUCUGGCACAAACCCGCUACUUACCGAACCAAGAUGAUUUAGAGAGCAAGAUUGUGCACUUCCAUCAGAAGCACGUCGGCAGGAGCCCAGCCGAAUCUGACAUUCUGCUACUGGACAUAGCGAGGAAGCUGGAUAUGUAUGGCAUCAGGCCACACCCCGCCAGUGAUGGCGAAGGGAUGCAGAUCCACCUGGCUGUUGCCCACAUGGGAGUACUGGUAUUACGGGGAAAUACAAAGAUCAAUACUUUCAACUGGGCUAAAAUCCGCAAGUUGAGUUUUAAGAGAAAGCAUUUUCUCAUCAAAUUGCAUGCCAACAUCUUGGUGUUGUGCAAGGAUACCUUGGAGUUCACCAUGGCCAGCCGAGACGCCUGCAAGGCCUUCUGGAAGACUUGUGUGGAAUACCAUGCUUUCUUCAGACUUUCUGAAGAGCCCAAAUCAAAACCCAAAACGCUACUCUGUAGCAAGGGUUCCAGUUUCCGCUACAGCGGAAGAACCCAAAGGCAACUUUUGGAAUACGGGAAAAAAGGGAGGUUGAAGAGCUUGCCAUUUGAAAGGAAACAUUACCCAUCUCAGUACCAUGAACGACAGUGCCGGUCCUCACCAGACCUCCUCUCUGAUGUGUCAAAACAAGUGGAAGACUUGAGACUAGCGUAUGGCAGCGGGUACUACCGAAAUGUGAACGGAGUGCACGCAUCUGAGCCCGUGCUGGACAGCAGGAGGAGGAACUCUGCAGUAGAGGUGACAUUCGCAGCCGAGCUGGAGCGGUCUAAACCAGAGGCGGAUCCCACUUCGUUACAUCAGUCCCAGAGCAGUUCCUCGUUCCCUUUUUUUUAUACAGACCCUGUCUUUAACACUGACCCGGAUCCUGCCACUGGUCCCAGAGACUACUUUGAGGAAAGGAGUCCUCUAAGCUCCUUCCAAACGAGCUGUAAGUUUGCUAACAAUCACAUGGGCACAGCUUCUGGCCUUCCAAGCAAAGUGAGUCCAGCGAGGCAGUUAACUUACACAGACGUGCCCUAUAUUCCUUGUACUGGUCAGCAGGUUGACAUAAUGCCUCCUCAAGUCUUUUUUUAUGUGGACAGACCACCCCAGGUGCCCAGAUGGUCUCCCAUCAUGGCAGAGGAAAGGGAAAGGCCAGACAGCUGUCUAGAGCCCACUGCAAUGAAGCCAGCCAAAAGAAGCCCAAGGAACAUCAGAGUGAAGAGCUUUCAGCAAGACUUUCCAGAACGGCCGGAAGCUACGGCCAGGACUGCUGGUAGGAGCAACGUCAAUGUAGAUCUAGAAAAGGAAGAUGCCAAUUUAGAAGAUGCAUUUGCAUGUAACAUUCACGAGCAAACCCCUAAACGGUCCCAGAGCCAAUCAGACAUGAAAACUAUCCGUUUUCCUUUUGGGUCAGAAUUUAGACCUUUAGGGCCCUGUCCUGCUCUGAGUCGUAAAGCUGACCUGUUUACAUAUAUGUUUGCAGAGCAGGAGUUUCCAACAGUUCUAACGGAUCAAGGAGCAGCAGAAAGGUAUGUAGCUAGUGAAUCCAGUGAUUCUGAAUCAGAGAUUCUUAAACCAGACUACUACUCUUUGUAUGGCAAAGGAAUAAGGUCCCCCGUGGCCAGAAUCCGCUUGUCUUCUGGUAGUCUACAGCUAGAUGAAGAAGAUGAAGUUUCUUUCAGUACACCAACUGCUGAAGACAGGACUUUGCUAAAACCAUGUAAUUACUUUUUAGCUUAAAAGUGUGAACUCUAUGAACUCAGGUAAAACAUAAGGAACCUUCUGCAUCAACCAUUUUCUUUGUCCCUUUUCAUUGGAAUCUUCUAGGCUUGGGCACCUAGCUUAUGAAAGAUCCAGCUCUUCUGUUCCCUCUGAAUCAUUCUGGAAAGUGUCCUUUCCUCACCAGCACUGUGGCCAGGUGAGGUGGGUAUCUUGUCAUUUCCAUGAUACAUUUCCCCACAGAGACACUGUAAAUGAAGCUCAGGGUGCUCAGCACUGAACAGUGACAGUACGGGUUGGCACAUAGACUUGGCUUCUGAUGUCAUUUAGUGAUUUAGUAGAUUGUGACUGUAUUGGUCAUUUUGUUCUUAGUACUAUGACUAAAGGUUUCAGGCCUCAUUAUUCAGGUGGGGCCCAGUAAAAAUGGUCCUGUUUUAUGUUAAAGACUUCAAUUUCCAUAACAUAUACUAGGGGGAGCAUGGCCCUCCUAUACUUCAGGAAUAAGACAGGGCAUAGAUCCUUUCAACAGAACAUGAGUUUAUAAUUAAUCUAGGACUUGGCAGAAUUCUAAACCUCAGAAAUUCAUGAAUUGAUCAACUUCUAAAGCCAGAUAUCUGCCUGAUGGGGAUAAUAUGAUGUUUGACUUAUUGCUUCUCUGUUCUUAACUAUCUAGUGUAUGUAGUGAAAGAUAAAAACUUACAUGUUGGUUUGCUUAUCUAAUCUCU
Molecule: messenger RNA, 2562 nt
Organism: Camelus dromedarius (Arabian camel)
Lineage: Eukaryota; Metazoa; Chordata; Mammalia; Artiodactyla; Camelidae
Gene: FRMD7
Product: FERM domain containing 7
Exons: 8
Coding region: 77-1858 (593 amino acids)
Biological process (GO): regulation of neuron projection development
Cellular component (GO): cytoskeleton
Molecular function (GO): guanyl-nucleotide exchange factor activity
Source: RefSeq, a predicted model, not a curated record